AUGGUCCUCCCCCAGAGGUUCGUGGAGUCUCCAAACCUUUUAGGGCAAGCUUUAGAACAGUUGCUAAUCCAAUUUAUUCUUGAAGAUGGGACAAAGCUUUUGCAGUAUGUAGAUGACUUGUUGAUAGCUAGACCGACUGAGGAAAGCGUGAGGAAAAGCACGAUUGCCUUGUUGAACUUUCUAAGAAAGAAAGACCGACUAAAAGAACCAUAUCACAAAUCCCACCUUGAGGAUCGUGACAUAAAUUGGCGUCACGGACAGGAUUCUGAGAGACAGAAGGGGUUGCAGGUUGUUGUGCAGUCUGUAUCAGGGGAAGGAUGUUUCGCUUCAGCCGCCCCUAGCCUGCCACGCUGUGAGGAGUGUGCCAAAAAUUCACAGUCUGCUGAUUCCUUUAAGGAGUCACUGGAAAAAGAAACCCCUCAGAUAAAUCACAUAUAUCCUCAAGCAGAAUUACAUUUGGUAAAAAAUUGUGGUGAAAACUGUUGCUCCCAAAUAAGACCUUUGAUUAAAACAGAAUAUAACUAUAUCAAUGAUGAAGAUCUUGAUCCACAUAUAACCACUAAAGAAAUCCCGUACACUGCUACUGAAUUGUCUAAGUUGAAAAAGGAGUAUGGGCGUCUCCCUCAUGAGUCAGAGACAGAAUACGUAUUCCGAGUGUCUCUUACAGGGGGAGAUCAAAUUCGAUUAACAGAACAAGAAGCAAGUGGUUACUGGGGACAUGGUGUUUUCUUAACAACAGGAGAUAACUGCAACCCAUGGUCCCUAACCCAGCGAGCUGCAUAUUGGGCAGGGGGACUUAACCCCCUGGAAAGGGGAGAUCCUGUAGCUCUGACCAGCUCCCCAGACCAAAUUAUAGAAAACAUUCAUAAGGCAGCUUGUCUACAACUGAUUCAUGAAAGAAAAUUAAUUGUUGGUUCUGAAUCACCAAUGUUGUUACCCGUGAAGGCUGAAAUUAUGACCCCUUUAAUUCGUGGUCUUCCAGAAUAGCUUAAACCCACCGCUAUCCUUCUCCAGAUAACGAUAGCUGCCAUAAGCCCAAUAGAAAGACUGGACAGGCUUCUGGAAAACCCAAAUAAUAAAAGUAGAUCUGUUGAUCCUGGGUUUUCUCUGUACACGAAUCCCACCUUGUGGAUUGUGACACCUGCGUGCCUCAGUUGGGUGAGAGGAUCCCCAGCUCUUUUUCCUGGGGGUACUGACAGACUCUAA
Messenger RNA from Pseudopodoces humilis (Tibetan ground-tit), 1206 nucleotides. The record is from RefSeq and is a predicted model, not a curated record. Lineage: Eukaryota; Metazoa; Chordata; Aves; Passeriformes; Paridae.